AUGGCAGAUAAGGAAUUGACAGUAUUCGUGGUGGACUUACACCCCGAAGCUAGACCAUCACAUGAUUAUUUGUUUGAUGUAUUGGCUGGCAAGCUUCUUAAAGGCUUGAAGACGGACUAUGUUUCAGUGGUGGCAUACCACUCUUCCAACACCGAACAUAAACUAGCAGACAAAGGCGUGUUUCCAGGUAUUGAAGUGCUAAUUGACUUUAAGGUACCAUCAUAUGACCUGUUGUCUUUGUUGAAGAAGAAGUUGGUUGUAAAUGAUGACUGGGACACGUCUCAGAGUGACAGUUUUCAAAGUCUCAUCUUCUCCUUGAGUCUUCUUGAGGACACCAAGAAGAAAGCAUUCACCAGAAACAUCGUGGUACUCACAGGAAACAGAUCUCCUUUGGAAUCUCUUACAGAAGAGAAGGCUGAUUCUAUCCCAAGACUCCUUCAAAACCUCAAUGUAAAUUUGGUGGUGGUUGUUUCAGAUCUUCAGAAUGGCUCAGAUGGCCAAGCCAAAUGGACCUUGCUACAACCUGCUUUCACCAAAUAUGUGCUUAUGUCGUCAGACGAAGCAAGAUUUGUUACACAGAAUGUGCCUCCUGCCAAAAAGACGAGACCGCUACCGAUAUACAAAGGUGAGCUCCGUUUCAGCUCAAAUUUCAGCUCUGUGCUAGAAGACACUUCUUAUAAUGCAGAGGCAGACGACAACGCCUUGGCCUGGCCUGUUGAAGUAUACCCUGCUGCUAAAAAAGAGUCUGCAUCAACAUCAAUGCAUGACUAUCUUGUGGAUAAUGGGAAACUCGUACGGCUAGAGAGGAAGACGUCCCACUAUGUCUGGUCCAAAAAUGAGGAGUAUCAAAGACCCGAGUAUCCUGAUGAGGAGGAUGUUGACCAGAAAAAGUUCGACAAAGUCGAGGUGGAGUCUAAGGAUUUUACCUCAGGGUUCAAGUUCUCAAACUAUGACUUGAUUGCCUUAGAUGAAGACUUGAUGGACUCGGCUAAGUUAAAAAUCUUCUCUUCAUUUGAUAUCCUCAGCUUUAUCAAAGCAGAUAGCAUACCACAAGCAUACCUAACGAGCGAAACAUUCUUUGUUGUGCCCGAGAAGAUGGCCUCUCUCCGGACAUCCCUUAAUCAUUCUGCAUUCGUGAAGGCUCUUUAUGAUCUUGAGGUUGCAGCUCUCACUAGGUUUGUGAGAAAGCAAGCGAAGGAAGUUGAACUUGGUGCUUUGCUACCCAUCAAAGUAAAGGAUGGCGACACCUUCUCCUACAACUUUCUUCUUGUACGUUUGCCUUUCAAGGAGGAUGAGAAGAUCGGGAAUUUUCCAGUAUUAAGCGAGGGUCGACAGGAAGUUAAGUCUGAACAGUCAACAUUGAUGGAACAGUUCAUCGACUCACGUACUUUAAAGCCUGACCUGAAAGCCACCGGUGUGUUUGCGAACACAAGAGUCACUAUGAGACAAUCAGACUCUGCAAAGCUUCCCUUGCCUGGAGCAGAUGGGAAUGACAAGCUACUCGUAUCCGCCCCAAGUCAAGUGCGGUUCUUGCGCUACAUCAAAACCAUUUUGAUCAAAUCAUUGGAAGCUGAUGAUUUGAAUGAGUUCUUCAUGCAGAAAGACUUCGUAAACAAUGUGAUACGAGACGGUUCAGGAUUUACGAAUUUCUUCAACUUGAAUAAUUGCUUGAACCAAGAUGCCACUAAUACAGAUGCUUGGCUUCAGAAACUUUCAAGCUCUUCGAAGUCGCUUUCAAAACGUUUGGUUGAUGAACUGGACAUUUCAUUUGUGCGCAAGGCAGAUAUCAAGAAGAAGAAAGGUGCUAGAGCGGGUGAUGCUUUCAGUACGAAGGGUAACUACGGUGCUGAUGAAGGUGAUUAUGAUGAGGUCCCAGAUUUCGGGUUUUAG
Messenger RNA from Candidozyma haemuli, 1890 nucleotides. RefSeq names its product ATP-dependent DNA helicase (gene YKU80). The coding region runs from base 1 to 1890 and encodes 629 amino acids. Lineage: Eukaryota; Fungi; Ascomycota; Pichiomycetes; Serinales; Metschnikowiaceae. Gene Ontology annotation, molecular function: double-stranded DNA binding; telomeric repeat DNA binding. Gene Ontology annotation, biological process: double-strand break repair via nonhomologous end joining; telomere maintenance; cellular response to gamma radiation. The transcript has a single exon. Gene Ontology annotation, cellular component: Ku70:Ku80 complex. The record is from RefSeq and is a predicted model, not a curated record.